Messenger RNA from Ailuropoda melanoleuca (giant panda), 2224 nucleotides. RefSeq names its product orthodenticle homeobox 2 (gene OTX2). NCBI's taxonomy places the organism in Eukaryota, Metazoa, Chordata, Mammalia, Carnivora, Ursidae. The coding region runs from base 317 to 1210 and encodes 297 amino acids. The record is from RefSeq and is a predicted model, not a curated record. Gene Ontology annotation, cellular component: nucleus. Gene Ontology annotation, molecular function: DNA-binding transcription factor activity, RNA polymerase II-specific; RNA polymerase II cis-regulatory region sequence-specific DNA binding. The transcript is spliced from 4 exons. Gene Ontology annotation, biological process: multicellular organism development; regulation of transcription by RNA polymerase II.
AGGAAGAGCGACAGAUUGCACGAAUUGACCGUUAGAUAUAAGGCGGCGCGGGCCGGGGCGGGCAGUGGAGCCGGACCCGGGGCGUCAGGACUGCGGGGCUGCCGGGCAGGGACGCCGAACCCAGGUACUCGCGCCCGGAGGUGAGGGCGCCCACCGGCUGCGGGGACUCGCCGAAAGACCGUCACCCGCUCCCGUAGUUCAACCGCUCCCAACCCACACACCAAGGACCCUGAAUCUGUCCACUCCCGGCGAAGCGAGACCUUCCGGCUGGGGCCCCCCAAUUUGGGCCGAUUUUGCGCCUCCAAACAACCUUAGCAUGAUGUCUUAUCUUAAGCAACCGCCUUACGCAGUCAAUGGGCUGAGUCUGACCACUUCGGGCAUGGACUUGCUGCACCCUUCGGUGGGCUACCCGGGGCCCUGGGCUUCUUGUCCCGCAGCCACUCCCCGGAAACAGCGCCGGGAGAGGACGACGUUCACCCGGGCGCAGCUAGACGUGCUGGAAGCUCUAUUUGCUAAGACCCGGUACCCAGACAUCUUCAUGCGGGAGGAGGUGGCGCUGAAAAUCAACUUGCCCGAGUCCAGGGUGCAGGUGUGGUUUAAGAAUCGGAGAGCUAAGUGCCGCCAACAGCAGCAGCAGCAACAGAAUGGAGGUCAAAACAAAGUGAGACCUGCCAAAAAGAAGACCUCUCCAGCUCGGGAAGUGAGUUCAGAGAGUGGAACAAGUGGCCAAUUCACUCCCCCCUCUAGCACCUCAGUCCCGGCCAUUUCCAGCAGCAGUGCUCCUGUGUCUAUCUGGAGCCCAGCUUCCAUCUCCCCACUGUCAGAUCCCUUGUCCACCUCCUCUUCCUGCAUGCAGAGGUCCUAUCCCAUGACCUAUACUCAGGCUUCAGGUUAUAGUCAAGGAUAUGCUGGCUCAACUUCCUACUUUGGGGGCAUGGACUGUGGAUCUUAUUUGACCCCAAUGCAUCACCAGCUUCCUGGACCAGGGGCCACACUCAGCCCCAUGGGUACCAAUGCAGUCACCAGCCAUCUCAAUCAAUCCCCAGCUUCUCUUUCCACCCAGGGAUAUGGAGCUUCAAGCUUGGGUUUUAACUCAACCACUGAUUGCUUGGAUUAUAAGGACCAAACUGCCUCCUGGAAGCUUAACUUCAAUGCUGACUGCUUGGAUUAUAAAGAUCAGACAUCCUCAUGGAAAUUCCAGGUUUUGUGAAGAUCCGUAGAACCUCUUUGUGGGUGAUUUUUAAAUAUACUGGGCUGGACAUUCCAGUUUUAGCCAGGCAUUGGUUAAAAGAGUUAGAUGGGAUGAUGCUCAGACUCAUCUUCUGAUCGAUGAUCCAGGAGGCAUAGAAGGAAAAAUGAAGGGCCUUAGAGGGGCCUACCAACCAGCAACCUGAAAUGGACAAACCAGUCUACUUAAGAUCCUGUCAUAGUUUUAGAUCAUUGGUUUUCCUGAUUUGCAAAGUGAUCAAAAGCAUUCUAGCCAUGUGCAACCAAACACCACCAAAAAUAAACAAAACUAAAUUGUGAGGGAAAGGAGGGAAGGACAUAGCCUUCUUAAGCAGAGGUGUUCCAAUGUUUUAGCCAAUCCGUGGUUGAAUCUAGGAAUGGACAGUGUCUCAAGCUCACUCACGUUUCAUGACCAACUGGUAGUUGGCACUGAAAAACUUUUCAGGGCUGUGUGAAUUGUGCGACUGAUUGUCCUAGAUGCACUACUUUAUUUAAAAAAUAAUGUUCAUAAGGAGUCAAUAUGUAGUUUAAGAGACAAUCAGUGUGUGUCUUAUAUAAAUGGUACAUCUGUGGUUUUUAAUCUGUGCUAGACUUCAAAACUGUGAUCUCCUGUUAUUGUAUGCAACCUUGAACUCCACCUCUGCAGGGGUUCUUCUGUGAUUAAAUAGGUUAUAAUUAUAAGCAAAUUCAGAGCAACUUGAGUACUUAUCUAAAAAGAUUACCUUUGGCUGGAGGUGAGCUGCACUGAAACUUUACAACAAAAUGUCUCUGGACAAGGAGAGUGAGAGAAGAGAAACAAAAGGACACUAAUUCAUCUGUAAUUUACUGUUGGUAAACCUAGCAGUAAAGAGACAUUGGUCAAUUGCCCUGACCCUGAUGAAUUUAUAAACUGAGAUCAAUUGUCGUUUAUGCUUGCAGAUGUUAACUGGAAAAGUUAUAUAUGCAUAAACCUUUUCUUCCUGGAUUUGGCAGAUAUGUAUAAUUAUAUUAAAAUGGU